Messenger RNA from Drosophila kikkawai, 1835 nucleotides. It is a transcript of the gene Fic, whose product is annotated as FIC domain protein adenylyltransferase. Gene Ontology annotation, molecular function: protein binding. The record is from RefSeq and is a predicted model, not a curated record. NCBI's taxonomy places the organism in Eukaryota, Metazoa, Arthropoda, Insecta, Diptera, Drosophilidae.
ACUAAUACGUGGUUUUUGGUGAUUUUUAGCAUGGCAGGAAAAAUAAAUUGGCAAAAAUAAGUAGCCCACAGGUUGUCAGCGCUUAAUUCCGCCGUACCAUGUGUACCUGACGUCCGAAGUUUAUAAAAAUCGCGUUUACCUGACACUGGCAGAAGCCACGUCGGCAUGGGGGGCCCGAAUAUCAAGGAGCAGCAGCAAGAGGAGCAUCCACAGCCAGUGAGGGCUGCGAGGCAGACCAAUCCUUUCCGCCUGGUCCUGUUCUUCAUUGCCGGCAGCUUGGCGGCCAUCACCUUGCAUGCCCUGACUUCCUCGAAUCUGGGCUUGAGACUGCGCCAGCUGCACCACCUGCCAUCCGCCCACUACUUGCAAACGCGCGACGAGUUCGCCCUAUACUCCGUGGAAGAACUUGAUGCCUUCAAGGAGUUUUACGAUAAGAGCGUCAGCGACAGCGUCGGUGCCACCUUCACGGAGGCGGAGCAGACGAACAUCAAUGAGGCGUUGGGAGCUCUUCGACUGGCCCAGGACAUGUACCUGGCGGGCAAGGAUGACAAGGCGGCCCGCCUGUUUGAGCACGCGCUGGCUCUGGCUCCCCGCCAUCCCGAGGUUCUUCUACGCUACGGAGAAUUCCUUGAGCACAAUCAGCGCAACAUUGUUUUGGCGGAUCAGUUCUACUUCCAAGCCCUAACCAUCAAUCCGAGCAACACCGAGGCACUGGCGAAUCGGCAGCGCACGGCGGACGUAGUCCAGACGCUCGACGAACGUCGACUAGAGUCACUGGACUUUAAGCGAGACGCCCUUUCCGCCAUUCACGAGUCCAGCGCUGCCCUGAGGAGGGCCAAAAAAGAAGCUUACUUCCAGCAUAUCUAUCACUCAGUGGGCAUCGAGGGUAACACCAUGACGCUGGCCCAAACCCGAUCCAUUCUCGAGACGCGAAUGGCUGUCGAUGGCAAGUCCAUCGAUGAGCAUAAUGAGAUUCUUGGCAUGGAUCUGGCCAUGAAGUACAUCAAUGCCAGCCUGGUUCAAAAGAUGGAAAUCACCAUCAAGGAUAUCCUCGAGCUACAUCGCCGAGUUCUGGGACAUGUGGACCCCAUUGAAGGCGGAGAAUUCCGGCGUAACCAGGUGUAUGUCGGGGGACAUGUGCCCCCAGGUCCGGGAGAUUUGGCAAUUCUUAUGCAGCGUUUCGAGCGCUGGCUGAACUCGGAACAUAGCAGCAGUUUACAUCCCGUCAACUAUGCUGCUUUAGCCCACUACAAACUCGUCCACAUACAUCCCUUCAUUGAUGGCAAUGGACGCACCUCGCGUCUGUUGAUGAACACGCUUCUGAUGCGAGCUGGCUACCCGCCCGUCAUAAUUCCGAAGCAGCAACGCAGCAAGUACUACCAUUUCCUCAAGCUGGCCAACGAGGGCGACAUUCGGCCCUUUGUGCGCUUUAUAGCUGACUGCACGGAAAAGACCUUGGAUCUGUACUUGUGGGCCACCAGCGACCUACCCCAGCAGAUACCCAUGCUGAUCCAGACGGAGACCGAAGCCGGCGAGCGCCUGGCCCAGCUACAAAGUCCCCACUUAUCGCAAAGCGCACAAAUGCCAGAAUUCUACGAGUCCGGAUCUGGAUCUAUUCCCUGACCCCUUAGCAAAUUGGUAUAUUUAUUUUCUUUCGUUCUCUAUUAUUUAAAAUUAGCAAACAAUUUAUCUGUUGUGUACGUGUAGUUUGUUCAGCGGAACAACAUUAAUGACAAUUGCAGACUGUGAUCUUAUCUAGACUUAAGUACGUAACCAAAAUUUGUACAUGUAAAACUAUCGCUUGAAAUACAGCGUGUAAACAAUGCACAAACUAA